This is a messenger RNA of Girardinichthys multiradiatus, 3569 nucleotides long. RefSeq names its product SH3-domain GRB2-like 1b (gene sh3gl1b). Gene Ontology annotation, biological process: synaptic vesicle uncoating. The transcript has 9 exons. The record is from RefSeq and is a predicted model, not a curated record. The coding region runs from base 307 to 1362 and encodes 351 amino acids. Gene Ontology annotation, molecular function: protein binding. Lineage: Eukaryota; Metazoa; Chordata; Actinopteri; Cyprinodontiformes; Goodeidae. Gene Ontology annotation, cellular component: glutamatergic synapse; cytoplasm; presynapse.
AAAAGAAACAGACUGAGUUCAGGCUAUUAAAUUACUUGUUUUUUUGUAUUUGUUUAGUUGUUUUUACCGUUUUUGCUCCGCUAUCUGUGAUACUGACAGGACUCCCUCUUACUGUGGACGUGGUCAGUUGACGUCUCCUCUCUUGGAGUGACGGCUGAGCAAACCUAUGAUUUCCCCCCUGAAGCGUUUACUCAUUUUUUUUGCACCGGCCCAUUUUCUGACAAAGUGUAACGUUAACUUUUUUCCUACAUCGUCUCUUGUUUACACGUCCGACAACGGAAGAGCAGAGGACAGUUAGGUUUCAACAUGUCUGUGGCGGGUUUGAAGAAGCAGUUUUAUAAAGCCAGUCAGAUGGUCAGUGAGAAAGUUGGUGGUGCAGAAGGAACCAAACUCGAUGAUGACUUCAGAGACCUGGAACGGAAAGUUGAUGUGACAAGUAAAGCAGUGGCAGAGGUGAUCUCCAAAACAUCGGAGUACCUUCAGCCCAACCCAGCAUCGCGGGCCAAACUGUCCAUGCUGAACACCAUGUCUAAGAUCCGAGGUCAGGUGAAGAACCCGGGCUAUCCUCAAGCUGAAGGGCUGCUAGGAGAGUGUAUGGCCAAGUAUGGACGGGAACUCGGAGAAGACACCAACUUCGGCGCUGCUCUAGUAGAUGUAGGAGAGGCCAUGAAGCGGUUAGCAGAAGUGAAAGACUCCCUAGACAUCGAUGUUAAACAGAACUUUAUUGAUCCACUACAAUGUCUGUGCGACAAGGACCUCAGAGAGAUACAACACCAUCUGAAGAAGCUUGAAGGCCGUCGGCUGGAUUACGACUACAAGAAGAAGCGCCAGGGCAAGAUUCCAGAUGAGGAAGUUCGACAGGCCCUGGAGAAGUUUCAUGAGUCAAAGGAAGUGGCUGAGACCAGCAUGUACAACCUACUGGAGACUGAUAUAGAGCAGGUGAGCCAGCUUUCAUCUCUUGUUGAGUCGCAGCUGCAGUACCACAAACAAGCCGUGCAAGUGCUGGAGGAGCUUUCUGAUAAACUGCGUGACAGAAUGGCUGAAGCUCAGUCUCGACCAAGACGAGAGUACACACCUAAACCUAAACCUAUCUUUGACUUUGGAGAGAACAACCACUCCAAUGGAGGUUACUCAUCCUCAAUGGCGCCUCCUCCUUCGCGGAACUCAGCCCCAGAGCAGCCGAGCUGUAAGGCCCUGUAUGACUUUGAGCCAGAGAAUGAGGGUGAGCUGGGCUUCCUCGAAGGCGACAUUAUCAUCCUGACCAACCAAAUUGAUGAAAACUGGUACGAGGGCAUGCUGAAUGGCCAGUCGGGAUUCUUCCCUCUCAACUAUGUCGAGGUCCUCGUUCCAUUGCCACACUAAAACAAAGAAAGCGUUGAGAGGUCUAAACAUUGUGGUGAAGAAGAUAAGUGAAGAUACGAGACAGGCUCUUUUCACUUUGAGCUUCCUCGUACUCACCAGAAGCGAGCACUUUUUUAAACUCAAAAUCUGGAUAUGAAAUCAAACCAGAAUAUGAACCUUUUCCUCAGAAACGUAAAAACCAUCCAGAGUAGGACUGAGACAAAACAUUUUUAUCAUUCAUCUGACCGUAAAACGAAUUUUCUGGAGACUAACUGUUGACAAAUAUAUGAGUAAUAAAUUUUUCAUCACAAAUAGGUGAUAAAAAAAGAUUUAAUGUUCCCUUAGUAACAAGUGUGGAUUCACAGAUGCUUCUUGGGUUUUUUUGUAACUGCAGUCUAUAUGACUCAGGUAGGUGAUCAAUCUAUCUUUAUUUAGAGUAGCUUUGUUUUAGAUUAAAGACGCAAUCUCAAACCUCAGUGAAUUUCAUGUGAACUUGACUGAAUAUUAUCAUUUCAAAACAGAAAGUAGCGGUGAUUCCAUCAGAGUUCUGCAGUGCAUACCUUGAUGCCACCUUCUGGCAUGACCAAGAAUUACUUUCACCUCCAACAAAUUAAAAUUACACGCAAACAAAUAUUGUUGGUUUGAAAUAACUCUAUUUUUUUACUUCCAAGUGGCUGUUCAGUCAUGAUGGUUUCAGCAGCCAACAGAUCUGACAGUUGUUAGCUUUACUUUCAGUGUUUCCGUUACGUUUCUUUGCACCUUCCGAUGAAAUUAACACCUUACAGACACACUCUACCAUUAUAAACAGACACAGAGGUAAAUGCUGAAGUUGCAGUCUGUUUAAUUAUGGAGACGGAGCCAAAAAGACUGUAAAAUGCAAUAGAAACAUUAUUUGAGUGUAUAUGUUUGGUCCACUAAUGAUCAUAUAACACAGCCAUAAAUUCAUGUCUUUUUGGCCUUUUUAUUGAAGCACGUUCAACUUUUUAUAGCCUUUUUGAGCCCUGUUAUUGGCACAAUUUCAUGCAAUGCAAUGCCUGAAUAGAUGACGCUGCUGGCAGCGAGAUAGUCUUUUAUAUUCACCACUAACUGUCCUGCUUUUGCCGUCUGUCCUCAUGUCUCAGAGAAUGUGAAUCUGAUCAGAGUCUGAACCUGUAAUUCUGUACGUUCACAAUGAAUUGCACUUGAUAGAUGUGUUAUUGUCUUGGGCCGACUGUUCAGGCAGGGCUGGUUUCUUGUUCUGAAUCGUCCAAAUCCACAGGUGGAGUCAUACCCAACAUUCACAGCUCAGUGUGGACGAGGAGGAAUGUUUUUAAAAGGGAAAACAUCGAGGGAAGCAUGAUUUUAAACAGUCAAUUUUGAUCAAUAUGGGUCGCAAUUGUUACCAAAUUUUUACCUUUAAAUUGUAAAGGUUGUCUGUGGAGUUCUAAUUGCGAAUGUCAGUUCUGUGCUUUCUAAUCAUUUACAGUGUUUUUGUGUUUUUAUUUCCCCCUUUUCAUGUGUUGUCCACCUCUCCAUUCUGCCUCCUGAUUCUUCCACCUGUGUGGUCCUAAUCCGAUACGUUUACAUCUCUGACUUCACAUUAUUUGUAUGUAGUUCAAGGCUAAAGGGCAUGAAGGGUGGUGUGAUGAUGGCGUUAUUAGUCAAGAGUCCGACAUGCAUGUUUUAGUGCCUUUUGGAAAAUAAAAGAGGGACUAAGAGCAACCAAAUCUAACCUGUUUACUCAGAAAUUGUAAAUAAUUGUAUUUCUUUUAUUUCUACUCAUUGGCACUUUUGUGUUAUUACAUGAAUGUGUGCAUAUUUCUGCACACUGAUGACACUACAGGCAGUUUCCUGCACAUGUUCAGACUGAUCAAAAAACUCAUCAAAAGAAUCAUGGAAACUGUUUUCUUUCUCUUUUUUUUUAAAGUCACACUUCCUUCUUUUCUUAAAGGGCUAUGUAUUUUUUAACCAGUCGUACAUUCUCCUUAAAACUGCAAUAAAUUGCUCUGAAUCUCUAUAGUGUUAUUUUUUAUAUAAGAGACCUUAAGACAUUACAAAUAAUCUUUGCAUGUAGACCUAUAUUACAUCUUGUACGUAUCAUUGAUAGAAUUAUCUUUUUACUUUUUGUUAUGCAUAUAGAAUUUAACUGCAAUAUUUAGUUUUUUCUAUCACCACAAUAUUAGUAUGUGCUUCCUCCUUAUGUCCUGUUUACCAAGUUCUUACAGAAAAUAAAAGACAAAAAAAGUCAA